This is a messenger RNA of Blumeria graminis f. sp. triticale, 1377 nucleotides long. The record is from the annotation of a GenBank genome assembly. NCBI's taxonomy places the organism in Eukaryota, Fungi, Ascomycota, Leotiomycetes, Helotiales, Erysiphaceae.
AUGAAAACUUUAGCGCUUACAAUAGCCUUGAUUCUCAAUGCUCGACCUGUAUUUUCACAUGGACAUCACAUGACGAAAGUGGUUGCUGGAGAAUUAAUGACAAACGACCCAAUUGAUUCAACACUAUGGGUACAUAUUCUCCUCAUGAUGCUAUCUUUUGGAAUAAUAUUUCCAACCGGAAUGGUCCUAGGCAUGACUCGAAAUAGAUGGCAUGUCCCCGUCCAGAUACUUGGGACGAUUACAGCAGUAUCGGCAUUCGUCUUAGGCCAUCUACACAAAGGAAGAAUGUUUUCUGAAAAUAUUCAUGCCUCAUUUUCCAACUGGCUAAUGCUGAUGCUUGCAACUCAGAUUAUAUUUGGUAUCUAUCUCCGACUUCACAUCUCCACUGGAUUUCAUGGAACUUUGAGAAAAAUAGUCACGGUAGGGCAUGGAAUUAUCGGAAAAGCAAUGCCAGUAGUGUCCUGGGUGCAGAUAAUUUUCGGUGCCAUUACAUCGCUGGGGUUUUGCCGAGAAGAUCACUUGGGACAAUGUCUUGCACAUUUUAUUAUGGGAAGUGCAUUUAUCGGCUACGGGAUGAUCAUGAUCAUGAUAAUGCUCGUCGGACAAUAUUGGCUACAGAGGAUGGGAAGAUCUCCAGAAUUUUUUGACUCAUCAAUGAUCGCGGCCUGGGGUUGUGUAAACACUUUUACUGAGCACCGAUGGGGAGGCCCGUGGGUAGGUAACGAUAUUCAGCACACAACAAUGGGUGUUAUAUGGUGGUGUGCUGGGCUUGCUGGAAUCUGGCUCAGUAGAAAGAGGGACGGAUCUCCAAAAAGAAAUUUCAUUCCUGGCUUUGUUAUCUUUCUUACAGGCUGGGCAAUGUCGGCACAUCCUCAACACUUACCAAUAAGCACAAUGAUUCACACGGUCUUUGGCUACACUCUGAUGGCUGCAGGUUUAACUAGAGUCAUUGAAGUCUCCUUUGUUCUUCGUGACCAGAACACUAUUUCAGAUGACGGUGAUGCCAACAGUUUUCAAUAUAUCUCUCCCUUCUUUCUCUUCGCCUCUGGGUUUCUGUUUAUGGGUGCUACAGAGGAGCAAAUGCAAAUCAUUUCGGACGCCGGAAUUACGCACGUAUCGUAUGUGCUUGGUCUCUACAGCUGUGCUUUUCUUCUAUUUCUACUCACAAAUAUACUCAUCCAUCUCUAUGCGGUGAACUCAGUCUCAGUUGACCCCAAAGACCCAAGAGAGCACAUAUCAGGCAGACAUAGAGAAAAGGCGAUCAGACAAAUGCAAGAUGCAGAAGAAUUUGAAUUAGAGGAUCUAAUGGACGAGUACGACGAUGUUCCAGAGAGUCCAAGCACCUUGGGAAGAAAUAAUGAAGGACUCGUCGAUUGA